AGAUUUUAGAAUAGCUGAUAUAUAAAAUAAGAAGAAACAACGACAUCGCCGUCUAAAUGUUAGGACCAACCUAAUCUAUUUGGGGUGGUAUAGUACACUGAACAUGAAUGGAUGUCUGCUGGACAUCAACUAUAGAUUCCCUUUUCUGGGAAUAGGUAACCAUGUCGUUAAAGAGUUAAUGAGACUGUGAGUCCUUCAUGAGUAUCUGCUACUAGGCCCUGUUUAUUUGUGAGCCCUUGUUGUGUACAUGCCUUAAAUGUCUCAUGACCUACUGCAUGGGUCAAGCCAUAACCUCCUCCAUUCUUGUGUUAAAUGAAUGUGAGGAUUGUCAUGUAUGAGUCAUACCUUGGGACCUUAAAGGUGUGUGUAAUCCACUUCGAUGCAUUCUAGUUCCCACUUACCAGUAUAAAAAGUCCUACUGCAUAUCAGAAAUUUAAAAUAAUUAUUAUUUUUUUAAAAUCUGACACUAACUAUAUCAUUAAAAUAUAAAUCUUCCUGUUGGCUUCUUUAACAGUAGUCACAAAACGUUUAAAUGUAUAUAAAAUGGUAUCUAAUACAGCUAUGUGCAAAAGUUUAGUAUCACAUAGAAUUUUAGGAUUGAGACAUAACUUAAAAAGAAAAAAAAAACAAUAUAAACAUGUUUUAGAUAUUUUAUUUAACAUCAUGUAAUCAAAUAAACUACAAAAUUAUAUUGCAAAAGUCUACCGGAAGCCAUACUAGCAGUACAUUAUUUAAUGUUGAAAUGUCACUUUUUUCAAGUUGUCAGUUUUUUAAGUACUGUAUAUAGAAAACUAUAAAGCGGUAGGUAAUUCAGUAUGUUAACGUAACAUUAUUCAGCAGGUUUCAUAGACUUUAUGAAGCAAAAUUCUAUAGGGUGAUGCAAAACCUUUGGCUAUCUUUCAAAACUGCAAAGAGGUCCAGAAAAGUAACUCCACACAACAGGCAAGAUAUAUGAAUAUGGAAUUUUUUUUUUUAAGUGUUUAAAAAUGUAUUGCUUUUACAGAAUUACUUAUUUUUGUUUUAAUUAAAAGUCAACCAACUAUUUGAGUUGAUAGUUUUACUUUUGCAUAUGCUGGUGUUAACUUUUACUUUGUGUGCAUCUCUGGCAGUAAAAAAUAUAUGUGUUCCAAAAUGUGUGCAUUCUCACCCCUUAAAGAAUAGCAAAGUGUGAUGUAAGCCUAAACUCAGCAGGUAGAAAUAAAUAAAAAUGAGUACAAAUUAAAAUCAGAUUAAAAUAAAAAAAAAAUCAAUUUAAUAAUAAUACCUCUCUAUAUGAUCAGAACUUUGAGACGAUCCCCUUUUAAAGGAGAGAUUUCUGCAGCACAGAAAUGCCACGUUGCAGAAUAUUCGUACAUUAGGGGUGUGUCUGAGGAUGAAGGGCGAUCUGGGGGGAUAUUUGCACUUAAGAGGGUCAGGUAUUUCUCACCAGUCUGGGGAGAGUAAAUUUCUGCUGGUGGCCCUCUGAGAUCAGCCUGACAAACUGAGAGGCAGAUGAAAUCCUGCCUUGAAGUACCAGGUAGCUAGUUCACUAGGCUGACCAGGGGGACUAAAAUCGCUGGAUGAUAUAAUGAUGAAAAAAGUCUUAAGAAGGCAGUAAAAUUGAGUACUACCUGGGACACGUGUCUGUACUUGCAUACGCUGAGAUAGGCUUUAGCACACUGAGAUAGGCUGUAGCACACUGAAAUCAUGGCAGCUUCAAAUGCAAAGGUUUCAUCUGCAUCAAGGCGAGGAGUCAGGCCGUGGCUGAUUGUCUGGGCCCUUGUUGCUCUGCAGUCUCUUCAGUCCUAUGGACAGGAUUUUUCUGGCUACCAUUCAGGAGAUUACGAUUCCCAUGUCUAUGAAGGAUCAGCGGUAGAAGAUUUAAAUGGCGAGCCAUCAGGUUACCCCCAUCCAGAUGAGUACCCUGUGGAGCCCACACCUGGUUAUGAAGAGCACACAGCUUCUGGCUACCCCUAUCCCCAAACUACUCCACUGGUUACAAUGAUCACUGAAGAGGAGUACCCUUACGCCACAACCACAGAGUCCUAUGUUGCUGCUAAAGAGGUCACCACCAUGACUACUAGUGUGCCCUACCGCUUCCCAACAACCACCCCCGAGCCAUAUGAUGACUACUUCCCUGCCCCUGAAGUCUAUGAUGACGAAGGGACGGAUGUUCUUGCGGAGAUGAGGGUACCCAGUGCUGUGGGAGUGAAUAUUGUGCCAGGAACCCAGCAGGACAUAAGUGCUUAUCGCCUUGGACCAAAAGUGCAGGUUAGACGGGAAACAAGACUGGUUCAGCCACAUGGGUUCCCUCAGGAGUUCUCAAUGGUUUCCACAUUUCGGAUGCUGGAGGACACUCCAAAGGAGGUGUGGAACCUGGUGGACGUGAAGGACCAGCAAGGUGGAGACCAGUUCCACCUGCGGCUCUACGGGGAGAUCGACGCUGUCGAUGUCUUCAACGCGGCCGCUGCUGGGGAGGAGAAGGUCACCACUUUUGAAAACGUAGGCCGCCUCUUCGACGGAGAGUGGCACAAGCUCUCGCUCAGCGCUCAGAAGAGCCAGCUCACCCUGUACGUGGAUUGCCAGCAGGUCGGCAGCGCCCCCUUCAGUCAACACGGAUCCAUCAGAACUGAUGGCCUGACAUCUUUAGCCACAAGAAGUAGGGAUGCUGCAACCCUUCCUGUUGAUGUUCAGCAACUGCAGAUUUACAGCAACCCCAACAAAGCAGGAGACGAACCCUGUUGUGACAUCCCAGGAACUAAAGAUGAACGGCCCAACAGAAUGUGA
This is a messenger RNA of Acipenser ruthenus (sterlet), 2766 nucleotides long. Its product is annotated as collagen alpha-1(IX) chain-like. The transcript has 9 exons. The record is from RefSeq and is a predicted model, not a curated record. NCBI's taxonomy places the organism in Eukaryota, Metazoa, Chordata, Actinopteri, Acipenseriformes, Acipenseridae. Bases 1687 to 2766 code for a protein of 359 amino acids.